Molecule: messenger RNA, 1850 nt
Organism: Cantharellus anzutake
Lineage: Eukaryota; Fungi; Basidiomycota; Agaricomycetes; Cantharellales; Hydnaceae
Product: histone acetylation protein-domain-containing protein
Exons: 1
Coding region: 28-1542 (504 amino acids)
Biological process (GO): DNA damage response
Cellular component (GO): nucleus
Molecular function (GO): histone H3K56 acetyltransferase activity
Source: RefSeq, a predicted model, not a curated record
CCCAAACACAGCAAGACAAUCACCGACAUGGGGACGCUGAGGGACGCGCUCGUGGAUGGGCUUAAAGGGCUGCCCGGACGUCGGGAUCUACAUAUUUAUACGCUCGUGUCCAAUGCUAUGCGCGAUCAGGAGCUUUAUUUCUAUUCAAAUAAUAGACCUAAGGCCCAUGUUCGCCACAUACUGGUGCUUCUUGCGCAGCAAAGCAUCGAUGGGCCCGACACACAUCGCGUAUUCGUAUGCGCUAUUGAGGCUUUCUUAUAUUCACUGCCUUCUACGUCCUCCGCAAUACUUUACGUGUCAAAGGUUGAUUCUACAGGGCAAGGAACUGUGCGUCCCAACCCGACAAGCGCUUUGGUUCAGUCGUUUCUAUCCUACUAUGCAUCUCCCGCGACGCGCCCUGCGCCAAAUCUUUGGGUACAGUUAUUUGCGCGCUCUCAAAACCAAUACAUAUUCCCAAACUCUGCUGAACACUCGGGAAAACAUGUGUUACGAGAUAUCAAGUUGUGUAAAUGGUGGAAGGACGUAAUCGAGAGGGUUGCACAAAAGAACGAUCCCAAUUGGGUCAGGCUGUAUUAUCUUCUUCCAGGGAUGUCUUCCCUCGAAGCACUUUCUUCCCUCCAUAAGUCUCCUCUUGGGGCGUCUACUUCCUACCCUUGGACAUAUUCGCACCCAUAUCAUCAAACUGAUGUAGUGCCUCCUUGCGGUGCUAGCUGGAUGGAGAUUGAUUCCCCUCCGUCAAUAGCCGAGCUCAUACCCAGUUUCAAUGAUGACCCCAAAGCACGCUUUCUUGACGAAAUUGCUUGCACACACUCAGAAUCUACCGAGGCUGUCGUAAUACCCAAAGGUUUCCCUUCUCUCCGUCCGUCGAAGCGUCUGAAGACAAUUGAAGGCCAACAGAAAGAAGAUAAGGCGAAUUCUGGUUCUUCCAAGAAUUCUGCGAACCCCGUCUCCCCAGCCUCCCAAAAAGCUUUAGCAGCCGUCCCCUUGGAUGAGUUCUGGGAACGCAUGGCGUUUCGUCAGGAGUGUAGUCAGGGUGCGGUCACCGGAUUCUUCACAGCCAUAUUUUACACCGAACAAUCCUGCAGAACUCCUUCGAGCAUUUCCCAUUACGAGCCUGCUCUUCCUCCGAGUCCUCCAGGCGAGGUAUCUUUAGUAGUACUUGGACGUAUUCUGGGUACUCUCAGUAACUUAGACUUCGGAUCGACGGAUCGGGCUGUUCGGGCCACAAACGUGCUAGAAGAUGCCAUUCGAGGGCUCCUUGACGCGGAGAAGACCUCACCGCCACAAACAGGGCCUGAUACACAACUUUCUGCUUCACAAUCUCCACAAGCUUCAUCAAUCUUCGACGAAAUGGCAGAAACGCCUACGACAACUGCCAAAGAGACGUUGUUCGAGAAGUAUAUCUAUGCAAAAAUAGUUUUGGACAAUCCCCCUGCCAGAGGUCAACCUGAAGCCGGACCACAGGGGCAACCGAAAGAAUCACAACCUCCCGUUACGGUCCUCCAGGUACGAAAGAAGAAGAGGGCUGCAGGGACUGCAUAGAUGCCCAGUUUCUCUUGGGUGAAAACGAAGUAGACAGCUUCUCACAACACAGACCAGAAUGUACAAAGUCCUGAUUAUCCGAAUAAUUUUCAGAAAGGGGCCUCACCGCUAGGGCGUGGUCUAGGCAUCUUGUCUGGGAAGUAAUACAAAGGAAUUCCGCAUGAAGCAAGUGCCGAAAUCCCUAAAAAGGUUGCCUCUUGAAUGUAGCGGCGAUAGGGGAUGGUGCUGAUCACGAGGUGCAAAGGGAGCUGUGAGAAUAUGGAUACACAAAGGAAGGAUGAAUCCGAGAAUUUGGGAAUUGCAAAUGG